GAUCUGUCAAACUUGGUGUUGUUUGAAUUGCAAGUUUGAAUCAUAACAAGCGAGAAUGGAGAAUAUCCCAAAAGUGAUUUUGUUUGCUGCUUCCGCCGCGCAAUAUUUACAAUCAGAUUCGGAAUCAGAAUCUGAUUCCGAUUUUGAAGAUCUGUUCCUGAUCUCCAUACAGAAACCGAGAACGAAACGGAGGCGUGUGUCUAAUUUUGUCAAUGAUGUAGUGGACUAUUACACAGAGGAAGAGUUCCGCCGAAACUUCCGUUUAAAAAGAACCACCGCUGACAUCAUCAUAAACAGAUACAAGGAAUCCGAAUUUUAUCGUACAAACGUCGGAAAAGGGCGAAGAAAUCUGCCGGCUGAUGAGCAAAUGUAUGCCUUUUUAUGGUUUUCGGCUAACAAAAAUUCAUACCACGAAAUCUGUAAUCUGUUCAACUUUUCGGAAUCAUCGUUUUAUAAAUGCCUGAACAAUAUUUUAGACUUCCUCUACGACAUAUCUAAGACAAUCAUUCGUUUUCCAGAAGUUGAAGCUGAGAAAGAAGAGAUUGCAACAGAUUUCCGAAGUGUACGUUAUAAAUUGCAGGAUUGUAUGAUUGUUGUUUAUGCCCCCAAUAUUUUAUAUCUUUCACAGAUUGCUGGAUUUCCAUAUGUUAUAGGGUGUAUUGAUGGAAGCUACAUCUCCAUUAGAAAGCCUGCCAACAAAAUACGAUCUACAUACAUAAAUCGUCAUGAUAUGCUCUCAAUAACACUUCAGGGGAUAUGUGACGCAAAAAGAAGAUUCCUAGAUGUCUGCAUAGGAUCACCAAGUAGAAUACACGACUCACGAGUAUAUUCUCUUUCACCGAUCAGUGAUGAGAUAUCUGCUAUAUGUCAUGGCAGAUACCAUCUGUUGGGUGACGCUGCCUAUCCCUUGCGGGAGCAUUUAUUAACCCCUUUCAAAGAUUACGGCAAUCUAACACACAAAGAGAGAAAUUAUAACUUGAAACACAGCCAAACCCGAGUAAAAAUAGAAAAUAGCUUCUCUAAUUUGAAGGGCAGGUUUCGUCAGUUAUUACGGCUCGAUUUCUUUCAUGUCGAGAGGAUGAGUAAGUUUGUAUUGGCUUGCUGCACUCUUCAUAACAUGUGUAUUAAUCAGAACGACAUUUAUGACGAGAACGAGAAUGAAAACGAUCCUGAUGAUGCACUCAAUGAAAUCCCACCGGUGCCAAUAGCCGCCGGCUCAAGCGGUUCUCAAAACGUGAGAAAUACCGCUCUUCGUCGAUUAGGAGAAGUGAAAAGAAACGAAAUAGCAACAGGUUUAUUACAAUAG
This is a messenger RNA of Armigeres subalbatus, 1306 nucleotides long. Its product is annotated as putative nuclease HARBI1. Bases 56 to 1306 code for a protein of 416 amino acids. NCBI's taxonomy places the organism in Eukaryota, Metazoa, Arthropoda, Insecta, Diptera, Culicidae. The record is from RefSeq and is a predicted model, not a curated record. The transcript has 3 exons.